Messenger RNA from Cylicocyclus nassatus, 1300 nucleotides. The record is from the annotation of a GenBank genome assembly. Lineage: Eukaryota; Metazoa; Nematoda; Chromadorea; Rhabditida; Strongylidae.
GGUUAACAGGCACAUCAAUUUUGAAGUCAUUUCGAGCGGGUCCUAUAGCGAUUGGGACUCCGUGUCUUGAGGCCUCCAAUGUUUACGCUCGAAUUGUAGCUCCUUCACAGGCGUUGACUGGCACAAAUUGCGCCUUGUACAUCCAUGGCAGAGAGUCGUGCUUCGGGAGGGCGAGUGAAAUUGAAUGUUGGUGGUAGUGCAUUCGAGAGUUCCCUUUUGACCCUCACAAGAUUUGAUAAUAGUAUGUUCUCUGCAAUGCUUGCUGAUCGUUGGCAAAGACAGGAAGAGUUGUUUAUCGACAGAAAUCCAGCUCAUUUUGCAAAGGUACUCGAUUAUCUAAGAGAUGGAGAAUACGUCGUACUUCCUGAAGAUCGCAACUCUCUGAGAGAUCUUAGAAGAGAGGCUGAUUUCUACAACUUACCUGGUCUUGUCGAUAUCUGCUCAUCUAAAUUGGAGGAGUACGAGCAUCCAAACCAUGGCGAGCUGUUGAAAAUCAAUGUUGGUGGGGUUAUUUUCGAAACCUCUCUUUCAACUGUCACAAGGGCGAAGAAUAGCGUGCUUUUCGCUUUGGUUGCUGAUUCUCGACAAGAACAUGUAUUCAUCGACAGAGACCCGACACAUUUUGCAAAGGUACUGGAUUACUUGAGAGACGGCGAAAGGUUUGUUCCUCCUUCAAAUGAUGAUACUCGCGACAGUUUACGGAACGAAGCUGAGUUCUACAAUCUGCCUGGCCUUGCAAACUUGUGCGCGUGCGAUGUUGGCGAUAAAGUAAAAUGGACGAAGAAGGCUAUCGAUAGAUGCUAUAUGCUUCGCUGUGAGAAUGAAGAGUUUUGUUACUACUCUGGCUACAGAAACAAUUGCAUGGUCUGUGAAUCUGAAUUGUACGGAGAAGACGAAGGGAUCCCAAGGUAUUUCGGAAUGGAGAUGAGUGAAGUAACAGACAGUGAGGGUUGGUUUGCACUGAGUGAUUUCAUCACUCCAAGCAGUUUUGUCAGUGAGCCCCAUAUAGGAUACGUGAUGGAGGUCAAUAGCACCUGCUGCCUCGUUCAUUGGCAGCAUAAAUGCGGAGAAUACGAAAUCCAUGCCCCGAAAUCUUUGCUGCGGUUGGCUAAUUAUGUGUAAUUUUCUGAUUCGUGUACUUAUAUACCCACUUUUUUUAAACAUUCAUCUGCUUAAUCUCUUCUGAUUUUUACUCUAGCUAUGUUCGGGUAGCUGACUCUUUCUUCUCACAGUGGAAUCAUCGUUUUCGAAAAACUUCAUCAAAUCAUGUUUUACUUUGAAGAUCUUUUUGUUUUUGUUC